Eucalyptus grandis is the source of this 1886-nucleotide messenger RNA. RefSeq names its product putative methylesterase 11, chloroplastic. The coding region runs from base 140 to 1324 and encodes 394 amino acids. The record is from RefSeq and is a predicted model, not a curated record. Gene Ontology annotation, molecular function: methyl jasmonate esterase activity; methyl indole-3-acetate esterase activity. The transcript is spliced from 5 exons. NCBI's taxonomy places the organism in Eukaryota, Viridiplantae, Streptophyta, Magnoliopsida, Myrtales, Myrtaceae.
GGCGAUAAAAAAAUGGCAUCCAUGCACUGUUCAACCACGACCAAAACCAAAACCCCCUAUGACAUAACAUGACCAGCAAGCAGCUUCUUCUCCUUCUCUCUCUCUCUCACUGAUGAAGUAAGAAGCACAUGCCGCGCGAAUGGGGAAUCUCUGCGGGUUGCUGUCGCCGGAACCGGUGAAGAGCGCAAGACCCACGUCGUCGAAAGCCCGGCCGCCAUCGCCGCCUUCCGUGAUCGCCAGCUUGAGCAACCGGUGGUCGAAACUCCGGUCGUCGUCGUCGUCGCGCAAGGACAAUCGCUCCAUUCAGGAGCAGGCUCUCGCCGCCGCGAUCAUCCUCCAGCACCGCCGCCAGAACGGGAAGUCCACGCCCGUCGAUCGGUCCUCUUCGCUCCGGUACACGAGCCCCAGCGGCCCCAAGAAGCAGGGCUUGCCCAGGAGCUGCAGCUCGCGGGCCAGGUCCGUCACUGAUCCUCUGUUGCAGCCUCACCAGCUCCUUAAUCAGGACGUAAAGCUUGAUGAAUUGGAAACCAAUCAUUUGGUCCUUGUUCAUGGCGGUGGCUUUGGUGCUUGGUGUUGGUAUAAAACUAUAGCACUGCUUGAAGAAGCCGGUUUCAAAGUUAUGCCGAUAGACUUAACUGGAUCUGGGUUUAAUUCCUUUGACACCAGUGAGGUGACAAGUAUCUCGCAGUAUGUGAAGCCCCUAACUGACCAUCUUGAAAAGCUGGCCAAUGACGAGAAAGUGAUUCUUGUGGGCCAUGAUUUUGGUGGAACAUGUAUAUCUUAUGCAAUGGAGCUAUUUCCUUCUAAAAUCACAAAAGCUGUUUUUAUUGCUGCUGCAAUGCUGAGGAAUGGCCAAAGCACUCUUGAUAUGUGGUCUCAACAGGCUGCCUCAAACGAUUUAAUGCAAAAGGCUCAGAUAUUUUUGUAUGCCAAUGGGAAGGACCAACCUCCAACUGCUAUUGAUCUAGACAAAUCUUUUUUGAGUGACUUGCUAUUCAACCAAUCUCCUGCUAAGGAUGUAGCGCUGGCAGCUGUUUCCAUGAGACCAAUCCCCUUCAAGCCCGUUCUCGAGAAGCUCUCACUUUCAGAUGUGAACUAUGGGUCAGUGAGGCGGUUUUACAUAGAAACUCCAGAAGAUAAUGCUAUAUCUGUUGAAUUACAGGAUAACAUGAUCAAAUUAAACCCCCCAGAACGUGUGUUUCGUCUAAAAGGUGCAGAUCACUCACCUUUCUUCUCAAAGCCUCAAGCAUUACACAAGCUGUUAGUGGAGAUCUCAAAGAUUCAUCCCCUUGACCAAGUCUUGGAGAAAGACGGCUUAGGGUGACCUAUUUGGCCCUGGUGCUGUCACUACAUCGCACAGUGAAUGUCGUUUUUGAGAGGUUUUAAUUAUUGCAGAUAUUGGUAGUCUUCCUCUUAUCUGCUGCUUGAUUUUUGACAGAGAUUAUGUAUGUGGUAUAUCAGCUGUUCAUGUAGAUUAGCCUUUUCCCUUUUUUUCAUUGGAAAGAGAUGUUACUUGAUGUGUCGUAGUUCAUAAGUUUGUAGAAAGCUCUAGAGGGUUAUUUAGCAGAAAAGAGUUGUGUAGCUUUUUGUUGCCUGAUAUGAAAAUAAAAUCUGUCUGUCUGUCUGUCUGUCUGUCUGUCUCUCUCUCUCUCUCUCUCACAACUUCAUUGGGCCAUAUGAUCUAGUCUCACAUCAUCAUGGUAUUGAGCCAACGACGGAGGUGGAGUCCAGCUUGCUUGAAAUUUGAUCCUUGAAUGAAGUAUGCCUCACAUUAGUGGCACAUGCAAGCUGCUAAAGUAAUAAAGGAUGUGGCAACAUUUGUGACUCUAUGGCAUAGCUUGAACUGUUAUCUUGCAAUGUAUAAUAUACUAAAUAUUAUUAUCCUA